AUGGUGGCAUCUCUCUCUCUCUUCUUUCCCCUUGACGUUAUGUCUUCUCCCACCCAGCCCAUGUGGAUAAGGGAAUAUUUCGACAAGAACAAAACUCGACAUCACUCCUACUCAACACUCCUCCCUUGGUUCCGUUACCAAAAACUCUCACCUCCCUCUCCAGAAUGUCUACUCUACCUCCUCCUUUUUUUCUCGCACACUAGCGCCCCUCCCACUCUGAUUUUAUUCUUCCUUCCUUUCUCUUCACAACUUCUUUUCUUUUAUUUCCUUUGUCUAUUAUUCCCUCAAUUUCCUUCCUUCCUCCCGUUUCUCUCUCUUUGUCUUCAUUUUAUUUCCACUCCGACCUUGAUUGUUCUCUCAACACUUCCUCUCCCUUUCCCGUAUCACAGAGAAUCUUUACGAGCGGUGAAACCUUACAACCUACGGAUGAGUAAAGGGGACAUAAUAAUGGUAAAGCCGAUUAGUGUAUUUCAAAACAGCACCGCUAAAGUUUACUUACACAUAUGUGUUUGCGUGUCUUUUCGGCUGCUGCUAGUCACAAAUAAUAUGAGUCGAUUCCAAUUAUUGCUAUCUGCCCCGUUACGAGAGGAAGGCCGGGGACUCUCUUUUUUUUAA
Messenger RNA from Acanthosepion pharaonis, 615 nucleotides. The record is from the annotation of a GenBank genome assembly. Lineage: Eukaryota; Metazoa; Mollusca; Cephalopoda; Sepiida; Sepiidae.